CAUGUAAACACAGAUGUUAAAUGAAAUUUUUUUUAUAUAUUUUUGUUAUCUCAAGUUUUUUUUUCAACUUCGUUUUAUUUACAUUACCUCGCGGCCCCCUCUUUCGCUCGCUCACUUCCCAUUUCUGAAUUUCUCAGUCACUUUCAGGUAUCUGAAGAAUCAGCAAAAUGGUUUCCUUUGAAAUGAACGAUCGAAAAAAAAUUGGGCUUGGAUUAACGGGAUUUGGCAUAUUUUUCUCAUUUCUGGGAAUUAUCUUCUUUUUCGACAAGGGAUUGCUUGCCAUGGGAAAUAUCCUUUUCAUAUCAGGAGUGACCUUAACCAUUGGUCUGAAGUCCACCAUGCAAUUUUUUAUGAAACCUCAAAAUUUUAAGGGAACAAUUUCUUUUGGUGUUGGCUUCUUUUUUGUUGUUGUUGGAUGGCCCAUAUUUGGCAUGAUAUUGGAGACAUAUGGAUUCGUUGUACUCUUCAGUGGUUUUUGGCCAACACUGGCAGUGUUUCUGCAGAGGAUACCAAUUCUUGGUUGGCUAUUCCAGCAACCAUACGUCAGAUCGUUAUUGGAUCGGUAUAGGGGCAGGAGGGUGCCUGUCUAACCAUGCCAUAUAUCAGAGAAUUGGAAAUAGUGGGGGUUCUUAUGAACAAAUAGGCACAAGUCAAAGCGAUGGAAUGAAUGGUGUGAAUUAUAUAAAAAAAAGUCUAUGCAAAGUGGUGAAACAUGCUUUCAUGAAAUGAUGUUAUGUAGUACUACGCCAAAUCUGAUAAUCAAUUUUUUGAUUCUUGAAGAA
This is a messenger RNA of Gossypium raimondii (Peruvian cotton), 782 nucleotides long. Its product is annotated as vesicle transport protein GOT1. Bases 168 to 590 code for a protein of 140 amino acids. Lineage: Eukaryota; Viridiplantae; Streptophyta; Magnoliopsida; Malvales; Malvaceae. The record is from RefSeq and is a predicted model, not a curated record. The transcript is spliced from 7 exons. Gene Ontology annotation, biological process: endoplasmic reticulum to Golgi vesicle-mediated transport; retrograde transport, endosome to Golgi.